Molecule: messenger RNA, 1796 nt
Organism: Lasiosphaeria miniovina
Lineage: Eukaryota; Fungi; Ascomycota; Sordariomycetes; Sordariales; Lasiosphaeriaceae
Exons: 1
Coding region: 388-1398 (336 amino acids)
Source: RefSeq, a predicted model, not a curated record
CUCCACUUUAGACCAGACGGCUGUAUCAUUUCAAGUUGGCCACCGUUGCCUGCACGAUCACACUAACAUAUUUGUCCUACUACUAAGUACUCGCCAUGGUAGUCAAAGGUGCCUUGUUAUGACUCAUAUUUAAGUCCAUGACAAACGUAAUCGCAUGUUGACCUAUGGUGUCAUAGGAACUCAAGCCGUUCGGCCUCCUCAGCAUCGGUAUAAAUAUCCGUCAGCAGAUCCCUUUUUUGAUUCUUAUUAUAUCGGUACUGUUAUCAUCACAAAAGACCAACGCCAUCACAAACAGACCAACGCCAAAACACAAGUCCUAACUAAUCUUUAUUCCUUUAUCAACCAAUCCCCCAAGUUAUUAUUUGCUCCUCUAGGGCUGAGUGUCUCAUGGAAAAUCAACCUAUGGAAAAUCAACCUAGUGACUCGGACCGGGAACGAAUACAACUUCAAGAUACUCAACACCCCCAAUUAUUCCGCUGGUCUCUCCCUCCAGAAGAUGAUUCCGAACCUAGCAGUAUCAGAGCCGAAGCACCGCUCAUCAGACAAGUUCCGUUAGCAGUUGCCUCAAGUUUCCGAUUGUCUUUAUUCUUUCGAGGCCGUGGCCGUCACCCGUUGCCUAUUUCGCGGCCGAUGCGGCCUAUCUAUAUUGAUGCAGGUACGCAAACAGACAUCACGUCGAUUGCUCCGCGAGGCAUAACUAGACCAUCGUACCGAGGUCGAUCCUCUUCAAGGAGCCGGCAAGACCUCCAGUCUCGUCUCAACCCCAUCCCGCCCAGACUGCUGCCAAACGUAGCGCCGACGGCGCCGGCGUCUUUUGCCAGUGCUGCCGCCGCUGUGCUAGCAACUUCUAUUCGUUGCUUCCCUGAGAAUCUCGCCGAACAGAUGUGUGCCAUACCGGUCAUACAGCUGCAGUUGAUCUCGCACAGGAGCUACCCGUCGCUCGGCCACAGUUGGUCGCUGUUCCUGCUGAGCAACAACACGCUACAGUCGGGGAUCCAAAUCGACAUCCUGCCCCGCAGUGCGCCGACGCCCGAGGAAACUAAGCUAGGGGUGUAUAAGACAACCAUGAAGGUGCGGUACGGGCUGGCGCGUAGCUUCCCCGGCGCGACCAGCGGCACGCCGCUGCACCGCGAGACGCUGGGCGUGGCACCGGGUCUCAUUGUGCGCGACUUUGUCGAUGCGCUGCGCAGGGUCGGCGCCCACCGCUACGAGUUCACCGUGCCCAUCACGGGCAACGUAGCCUGGGUCCAGGACCAAGUCUCCGUAUUCCACGCCCAGUCGCUACUAGCCGACGCCGACGAGGUUCUACGCGCUGUCCGCAACGUCCGCCUCAACUACAGUACAGAUCCCCCGCGCAUCCCGUCCAACAGGCAGUCCGAGGGUCUAUACUACCCGUAGCGUGUACCUUGCCGUGAUUUGACGAUACGAUGCGUUUUAUGGCGGUGAUACGAAGCUAGGUUGUGUCUUUUGUGCUUGAAACUCGAAACCUGAUACAUGGCAGCUUCGUAUAUAUUUUUCUCAGCGAGAUGGACUAUUCUUUGAAGUCGGGGUACGGUUUUGUGCCUACCGUUCGUAGCAUUAGGUAGCUCUUUAGGAUUUCAAAGGUUUCUGUCUGUUGGUCUUUUUGAAAUCGGAUUCUGUGGCGGGGUUACCUUGCACAUGACUGGGCACGUAGGCAUUAGCCCCGCCCUGAGGAUUUCGCCUACACGUUUAGUAGGGAGAUUUCCUCCUCCACGAAUUAGCUAGCCAACGCACACAUUGUCUACCUACAACAGAUUCCUUUAUCAGAAAUUAGC